AUGAUUGCUGACCAACACGAGCACGAACUGAUUUGGUGGGGCGGCCGACAGGCGCUCAUGACCCAGCGAGCAACCGGAGAGCAGCUCAAGGCAUAUGACCGGAAGGUCCACAAAGCACAGACUGAGAUGUUCAAUGCCAUGUCUGGUCAGCUCAAGGGCCUCGGCGUGCCUUUCUUCGGCGUCAAGCCCGAGCUAAUUGCGAAGGGCGAUGAGGCGGCCGCAGCGGUUUCUGGACCUGCCUCAGGUUCUAAGACUAGGGUCACGGAAGCUGAGCUCCAGAAGCUUCAACGGAGAAUGAUUGAGUACCUUGAGGACAUGUACAAGGAUUGA
This is a messenger RNA of Lasiodiplodia theobromae, 330 nucleotides long. RefSeq lists its product as uncharacterized. The transcript has a single exon. Lineage: Eukaryota; Fungi; Ascomycota; Dothideomycetes; Botryosphaeriales; Botryosphaeriaceae. The record is from RefSeq and is a predicted model, not a curated record. The coding region runs from base 1 to 330 and encodes 109 amino acids.